AUGAGAAAGGACCCUCUUUUCGAGGUCGUCAGAAACAAUGCCUUAUUCUUUCAAAUACUCAUUUCAAUAAUGGACACCUACCUAUCAGAAAAACAGGUAGCACGACGGCGAGGAAUGCUAAACGUUCGAUUUCGACCACUUAUGCAUUUACGAGGAGAAGAUGAUUGGAGGAAACAAAUAGGAAUGGAAGCAUUGGACAAUCAAAUGAUGGACGAAAAUGGAAUUGUAUACGACCUCAGUCCUACAAGAAACACUAAAAUUUCCAGUAUUUUCACAGGACCUACAGGAUCAACGCAUAGAGGCUAA
Molecule: messenger RNA, 306 nt
Organism: Angiostrongylus costaricensis
Lineage: Eukaryota; Metazoa; Nematoda; Chromadorea; Rhabditida; Metastrongylidae
Source: the annotation of a GenBank genome assembly